Messenger RNA from Dibothriocephalus latus, 891 nucleotides. The record is from the annotation of a GenBank genome assembly. NCBI's taxonomy places the organism in Eukaryota, Metazoa, Platyhelminthes, Cestoda, Diphyllobothriidea, Diphyllobothriidae.
AUGGACAUGCAGGAUCUUUGGGCUGCCGAAAGGUCACAGGAGCCUAUUACAUUUUUCGUGGAUGGCGUGAAGGCAACCACAACCGAAGAGGACCUGGAGACCUACUUUGCAAGCUUCGGGGAAGUGCUGGAGUUGGCUCUGUUCAUGAAUCCCAAAACAAAUAGGUACAAUGGACGUGGCUACAUUAUACUUGGGCCGACAGUGAAUCAGAACAUAGUCCUUUACACAAAGCACAUUGUACAUGGAGUUCGCAUUAAUGUGUACGAGUGUGGUUCAUCUGACGAAGAAGAAGAAGAGGAGGAAGAAGAAGAUGAAGAAGAAGAGGAAGAGGAGGAGGAAGAAGAAGAAGAACAUAUCUCAGUGAGGAGUGAAUAUAAUGUUGACCGGGAGCCACUACUUUCGAAGUACCAAGCCGAGCGAACUAAACAGAAGGCCUCCAGCUCAACCACCCCCACUCAACAACAACAACAAUCAGAACAACAAAAUCAGCAGCAACUAAUGGGCAUGCAGGAUCUUUGGGCUGCCGGUAGGUCACAGCAGGCUAUUGAAUUAUACGUGAAUGCCGUGAAGGCGAACAUCACUGCAGAGGACCUGAAGGCCCACUUUGCAAGCUUCGGGGAAGUGCUGUAUGUGGCUAUGUGUAUUAAUCCCAAAACGAACAGGCAUAAUGGAGCUGGCCAGAUUACACUUCUAUCGACAGUGGAUGUGAACCAAAUUCUAGACACCGAGCACAUUAUACUCGGCGUUCAAAUUAAUGUUCGUAAAUCAAAGAGGCAUCUUGAAGAAGAAAAAGAAGAGGAAGGAGAAGAAGAAGAAGAGGACGAGGAAGAAGAGGCAGAAGAAGUGGAAGAAGAGGAAGAGGAAGAAGGGGAGCAUAUCUCAAGGAGGUGA